AAUCACUAUCGCACGAUGGACGGUGGAGAUGCAGUGGUUCCCGAAUUCCGCACUACACUACUUGAUAAUUGACGGGAGAGAAGCAUCGAGAACUCUGAAAAACAGAUGAGAAUCAUCCGCCAACGGCGACGACUCACUGCUGCCGCUGCUGGUGGAGUCGUUCCACUCCUUAGCCCUCCCUCCAAUCCGAACCCUACUCCAAGAUCUCUCUCCUUCCUCGCUCGAACCCUAAUCACACACUUCACCGCUUGCCUAUCCCCAUCGCUUCUCUUCUCUUCCUCCAGAAUGGCCGACGCCGCCGGCGCUACGGUUUCCUCGCUAUCUACUGUUGGCCCCGAUGAUCCCGCUCCACUCGUUUCGUUCGCGUUGUCUCCCUCCUCUGCUCUCAAAAUCCAGAAAGGAGACAUCACCAAGUGGUUCGUCGACGGCUCUUCUGAUGCUAUCGUUAAUCCAGCAAAUGAGCGAAUGCUUGGAGGUGGUGGUGCAGAUGGGGCCAUACAUAGAGCUGCUGGUCCAGAACUUUAUGCUGCUUGCUACAAUGUCCCGGAAGUGCAACCUGGAAUUCGCCGCCCUACCGGAGAAGCAAGGAUUACCCCUGGUUUUAAAUUGCCUGCAUCCCAUGUAAUUCAUACGGUUGGGCCCAUUUAUGACAUGGACAGUAACCCUGAAGCUUCUCUGAAAAAUGCAUACAGGAACAGCUUCAGGGUGGCUAAAGAGAAUAAUAUUCAAUACAUUGCUUUUCCUGCCAUCUCUUGUGGUCAUCAUCGGUAUCCUUUUGAUGAAGCUGCCAGGGUAGCCUUAUCUUCAGUUACUGCGUUUGCAAAUGAGUUCAAAGAGGUGCAUUUUGUUUUGUUUUUGGAUGAGAUUUACAAUGCUUGGGUGGAAAAAGCAAAGGAGAUACUGAAGAAUUGAAGAUGCAGAAUGCACAGGAUACUCCAAUCUCAUGUUAAUCUAUUAUUGCCAGCUUCAACCAUUGGUCGCAAUUUGAGGCUUAAAUCAAGUGUUUUUUUUCUUAGUUACAUUUCAUGCACAUUAAUAUCAAUGGAGAUGAAAACCAUCACAUCCUUACUCAGCUAUUCCAACAUCUAAUGGAAUACUUUGUUCAAAAAAUUUUGGAAACCUUAGCACUAAUGCGUUAGCAAACGCAGGGAACUUCAAAAGAGUUGUCUUGGAAAGAAAUGUUACUGUGCUACCGAUUUUAUCUGUUGAAUGAAACCAAUCUGCAACAUAACAUUUCAAGCCAUUUGAUGUCGGCU
Messenger RNA from Malania oleifera, 1256 nucleotides. RefSeq lists its product as uncharacterized. Bases 106 to 912 code for a protein of 268 amino acids. The transcript is spliced from 7 exons. The record is from RefSeq and is a predicted model, not a curated record. NCBI's taxonomy places the organism in Eukaryota, Viridiplantae, Streptophyta, Magnoliopsida, Santalales, Ximeniaceae.